ACUGAGCAACAAGUUUCGUGAAACCAGGCACUACAGGCAGCAAGUAAGUUGCUAGUUCCACGCAUCAGAUCAGUCUUUGCUCUGGCGUCUUCUCUCUCGCUCUCCCAAACGGUGACUGCUCCUAAAUCAGCAAAGAUGCCAACAUACAAACUCACAUAUUUCGAUGUCCGAGGUCGAGGAGAGAUAAUCCGUCUGGUGUUCGCACAAGCUGGAGUCGAGUACGAAGACGACCGCAUAGUGGGCUCAACAUGGGAUAGCAUCAAGGGUGAUAGGAAGAGGUUUCCCAUGGGUUGUGUACCAGUGUUGGAUGUUGAUGGUAUGGUUAUGAUACAAAGCAUGGCCAUAGCACGUCAUCUUUCAAAGAAAUAUGGGCUUGCUGGUAAAGAUGAGAAAGAAAUGGCCGUAGUUGAUAUGAUGAGCGACCUUUGCACUGACAUGCUCAAUGAGAUGUUUGAUCUCAUGUUCGAGAAAGACGAAAAAAGAAAGGAGGAAAUGACAACGAAGUUCUUGAAGAAGUCUGAUACUUACAUGGAGGCAUUUACACGCUGUCUGCAGAAGAAUGGCGAUGGAACCGGGUACCUUAUUGGAGAUACGGUUACAUUGGCCGAUCUGGCCCUCUUCAACCUCCUUGAGCAGUUGGCCGCCAAAUACGCUGAUAUGAUGACCAAGAACCCACCGAUGCAGGAAUUCCUUGAUCGCAUGAAGAAAGAACCUAAAGUCUCAGCCUGGUUGGAGAAGAGGCCCAAAGGAGAAAUGGACAUCUAAAUGUUUACGACGUUUUUUUUCGCCUCCUUCGACAUGUCUUUCUUAUUAGCGGAAUAAAUAUUUGUGAAAUAAAUCUGUUUUUGCUAGUUUAUUGUAGUUAGUUUAGACGUCAUGAUUAUUUGGCCAUGUGAGGUUAGCUUUUGCAAUCAGUUGCAAAAUUUAAAAUUACACUGGUGUGCCAAUUGAACAAAAGUUUGCCUCAUCGAUGAAGACUGAUCAAGGUCGUUUGGGAUGUUUUAAUAAUUACUAUUUUAUCAUCUCGAGGGGGGGGGGGGGGCUCCGCUGGGUCUCUAUCGAUUGAUUGAUCUCCUGAUUAAGGAGAGGCGGUACAAUAAUGAUAAUAAUAAUAGCCAAUUUUUAUAAAGCGCUUUUCACAGAAUGGCUCAAAGCGCGUUACAGCAUAUUAUCACCCCGGUCAUUGGAUUCAUUUCAAUCCCGCACGAAAAGUGCACAAUUUCCACUCCCUGGGAAGCAUUCCUUGCAUUCAUCGCAGCCUCAUUAUGGCGCUGGCAAAAUCAAACAUACAAUAUCUUUCGCAUCCUACCGGGUACCCAUUUAGCACCUGCGUCGAGAGUGGCAAGGUGUGGAUUAACGCCUUGCCAAAGGACGCUAGACGGAUUGCACUCUUGCAAUAUCAAAUAUAAAAGUUAGACAAUAGUUGAAUGACUAUAGUAAUUAGAUAAAAACUAAAGAAUUAUACAUAAUUUUAAAUUCUAAUAUAUUUUGUAGAUAGUUUCAAAGUAUCUGUCUUACAUCAGUCGAUUCAGUGUGUAUAUCAGAGUUCCGUUGAGAUGAAUAGCGAGAUACGUUUAUUUAUUACUUUCAAUAAAACAUUUUUAAUAGUUUAGAUCUACAUCACUAGCACUGUGGAGCAAAUUUGGACCCUUACCCUUGAUUUUUUGAACAGUAACUGAGGGUGGCAGAAUACCUUUUCAAAAUGUACCAAAAAGAUUUCAUAAAUAAAUUAUAUUUAAUAUUCA
Molecule: messenger RNA, 1745 nt
Organism: Lytechinus pictus (painted urchin)
Lineage: Eukaryota; Metazoa; Echinodermata; Echinoidea; Temnopleuroida; Toxopneustidae
Product: hematopoietic prostaglandin D synthase-like
Exons: 6
Coding region: 136-765 (209 amino acids)
Biological process (GO): glutathione metabolic process
Molecular function (GO): glutathione transferase activity
Source: RefSeq, a predicted model, not a curated record